Drechmeria coniospora is the source of this 1089-nucleotide messenger RNA. RefSeq lists its product as uncharacterized. NCBI's taxonomy places the organism in Eukaryota, Fungi, Ascomycota, Sordariomycetes, Hypocreales, Ophiocordycipitaceae. The transcript has a single exon. The record is from RefSeq and is a predicted model, not a curated record. The coding region runs from base 1 to 1089 and encodes 362 amino acids.
AUGAUUCAGCGCGGUACGGAGUGCAGUGGUUCGCCAAGUACAUGUGCCUCGGUGUCCAAAUGCCCCGAACCACAAGUACUGCGCAGGCGUGAGCACAAGCACCGAGCAGCACCCCCACCAAUAGCAAGCACAUCCACGGCACAGGCACAUCCACGGCACAGGCACAUCCACGGCACAGGCACCUCCCCAGCACAAGCACCUCCCCAGCACAAGCACACCCGCCUACAGCAAGUGCAGUACAGGCUACGGCUCCCUGCUCGUCUCGUAGCUGACCCUUCCCUUGGACGAAGCGUACGGCCCGUGUUCGUCGUUGUGCGUCCGCGGCGACUCGGGGCUCGGCCGAGGGCCGUCAUCGUCGCAGCUGCCCUGCAUAAACUCCUGGACGAUGCGGCCCAGGAUGUCGAGCAUCUGCCGGUCGAGCAGCACGGUCUCGUCCCGUCGGUGGUCGGGCACGGCGUCGACGAGGAAGCGGCCGAGGGUCAGGAACGCGUCCUGCGUGAUGCGGAGCGAACGUUCGGUCGCGAAGCAGCCGUGGUCGGCCCGGAUCAGCUCCUUUUGAUGCCGCAGCACCCUGUGCAUCGAGGUGCCGAUCGUCUCGAGGUCGCCAGCGAAGCGGAAGAGGACGGCCGCGUGCUCGGGUCCGUCGAGCGUCGAGUGGAUGACGUUCCGGAUGCCGACCCGCACGUCGGUGAUGAAGCUGUGGAAGAUGUCGUUGAUGCUCACGUCCCGGAGAUCGUAGGCGUUGACGUCCGAGAGGAGGUCUUGCGUCGGCCGCACGAUGCCGAGCAGGAGCUCCUUGGACGGAUUCGGCCCGUAGAAGAGGCCGGCCGAGGCGACGGCGGCGAAGAGGAGGGCGCCGGCGGCUCUCAUGGUGGCGUCGACGCCGUCGCGAUGCUGCGGGGCGAGAUGUUUGGACGGCGAGAUGUUUGGACGGCGAAAUGUUUCGACGGCGAAAUGUUUGGACCGAGAGAGUCUGGUCCGCGUCGUCGGAGGCGAUUCCAUCUUUUAUGUCACGGAACGUUCCGUCGCCGCCCCGGUCGUGUUUUUCUUCCCACGGCGCCUUCCCUCGUGCCCGGUAAUACCGUUUAA